UUCCACCUUUGUCACCUGGCAACGUCAACACACGAGCUAAAUGUGUCGAGCGAGCUCAGCAGCAGCUAGCAUACAAGCCCGGAAAGUAAACACUUGACUUGUACAAGUGAAAAUAUGGUAAAACAGACAAUUCAGAUAUUUGCUCGUAUAAAGCCCACUCAGAAAGACACCUCGGUGUACUAUGUCAACAGUAAAGAGCAGGCGAGCGCUUCUUUGGAGUUUUUGGUGCCAAAGGACACGGCUGAAGGUUUUGUUAACAACAAGAAGGAGUGCUUCAAAUUCAGAUUCCAAAAAGUGUUUGAUCAGGCAACCAAACAAGAAAAUAUAUUUGAAGACAUCGCCAAACCCGUCACAGACAGUGUAUUGGCGGGCUACAAUGGCACCAUCUUUGCCUAUGGCCAGACAGGUACUGGGAAGACCUUCACCAUCACAGGAGGGGCGGAACGCUUCAUUGAUCGUGGCAUUAUUCCUCGUACACUUACAUACCUCUACGAGCGCUUCAGUCAGGACAACAAUACUGUGUAUACAACACACAUCUCCUACCUGGAGAUUUACAACGAAAUGGGUUAUGACCUUCUGGAUCCCAGACAAGAAGCAGCUCGAUUGGAAGACCUACCAAAAGUAAUAAUCUUGGAAGAUCCUGACCACAACAUUCAUAUCAAGAAUCUUUCAAUGCUGCAGUCUGCAAAUGAAGAGGAGGCUCUCAAUCACUUGUUCUUGGGGGACACCAAUCGAAUGAUUGCAGAAAAUCCCAUGAACCAGGCGUCUACACGUUCCCACUGUAUUUUCACCGUGCACUUGUGUAUGCGUGAGCCAGGCUCUGAUACACUACGGCACUCCAAACUUCACCUGGUGGACCUGGCCGGGUCAGAUCGGGCCAGCAAAACAGGCCUAAAUGGGCUGUUGCUCACUGAGGCCAAAUUCAUCAACCUUUCCCUUCAUUACUUAGAGCAGGUUAUCAUUGCUCUGUCAGAAAGAAAUCGCAGCCAUAUUCCGUACAGGAACUCCAUGUUGACGUCAGUGCUGAGAGAUAGCCUUGGAGGCAACUGUAUGACCACUAUGAUUGCCACUGUGUCAGUUGACAGGAGCAACAUAGAUGAGUCCAUCUCUACAUGCCGCUUUGCUCAGCGGGUGGCACUCAUCAAGAAUGAGGCCGUAUUGAAUGAAGAACUUGAUCCUGCCUUGUUAAUAGCUCGCCUGAAGCAGGAGGUUCAAUCUUUGAAAGAGGAGCUGUCCAUGCUGACGGGAGAAGAGAGAAAUGACAAGCUAGCUGUAGAGGAGAUCCAGAAGUUGGAGGAGUUGGUCACAGCCUUUCUACAUGAUGCUGGUCCAGACGUAUCACUGUCUUUGGGACCAGAUAUGAGAAAAAUCCAAUACUGUUUCAGCCUGUUGAAGAAAAUGAUUCUGGGCAAACUAACUGGAAAUGUCAGUAACUGUGAUAUACAGGAGUCUCCAGCAGUCAAACCAGAGGAAAACGACAUUUGUGAGCUCCACAGUGCAAAUGAAAUUGCCAAACUAAAAGAGAUGUUGAUGCAACGCGACAAAGAGAUCAGUAUCCUGGUUAAGAUUUUAAAGAAGGAGAAACAAAAGGCAGAGGAUGCUGCAACUCAGCUCACAGGUAGCACCCACAGAAGGAAGCCUGCCACCGCAAGUGAUUCCAGUUCGUUAGCAAUGCUACUGUUCAAGGAGGGAAACCACCAACCGACCUUGAAUGGUUCUGGAGGACGAGCUAUUCUGUUCAGUAAAAAAGGGCCACAACUGUCAAUGGGAAAGCAAGAGGCCUUUGAAACCUUUAUCACAGACCAUGAUGACCAUCCCAUCAUUGAAAACAACAGGAGCCUACUCAAAGAGAGGUCUGCACAGGCCAGAAAACUUGGGGACCAACUUCAAGACACCAAACAAAAAAUUAAUGAGUUGAAGAAGCAGAUAGAAAUACGUCGGCGACAGAGAGCAGUUCAUGGCGUGACAGAAAAUCAUCAAAAUGUUGAGAGGGAGCUGGACCCAUUGGAGGAAAACCUGCGCAAAAAUAUUGAGCAAGAAAAAAAGAUUUACAAAAGCACUGUUGGACACCUGAAAACAUUGAAAACAGAGAUUGAGCAUCUGCAGCUGUUGCUGGAGAAGGCAAAGGUCAAGCUCCAGAAGGACUUCCGAAUGUGGUGGAACGAGGAGACUUCCAAUGUGCAGGAAACCAAAGCAAGAAGUCCAACAAGAUCUCUGUGUGGAACCUUGCAGCCAUCCUCACCUGGCACUCCAGGCUUUGAAUACACGCCAGCCAUACCUGGACUUCAGACCACUGUCAGACCUGGCCCAGCAGACAAAGAUUGUUCAAGUUCUUCGGGUCAGGACUUCAGAAAUCCCAAGGCAGCAUGGCCUGAUAAAACACAGGAGGACGUGUCUGAAUUCGCUCCUUCGUCAGAGUGGAGAUCCCUUUCCAAAUCUUCACCGUCACUCUCUUCUAUCCCACUGACUGGAGACCACCAGGCUGAUGCAGAUAUCCUGGCCUUCAUUAGAGCUCGGCAAAACCUCCUCAACAGAGCAGGUGCUCCUCAACAAUAACGUCAAUGGGCCCUUCCAAUGCGUGAGCUAUUUGUCCAUAUAUGUACACAUCUUGGACAUUGUUGAUGUUAUGUUGCUCAAUGAUGGAGAACAACAACUGGGUCCAAAUCAUACUUAAGGCCUCUGCCAGCACACAUCCUGCCAGAGAUGCCGCUUCUGUAACCAUAAGCAGCAGCCUAGUAUAAAUCAAACUGUGUCAUCCAUUUGAUCUGAACAAAUGUUGUUUUAAGAUAUCAGAGGCAGGACAACAAGCGGAAGCCAGCUGGCUCCUUUAAUGCUGUGAGUCAUCGCUUCUUCAAAGUUUGCAUGUGCACGAACAUGAAUGCAUUUCAUUUUACUGUCGAAUUUGAGCGUUUUACAUGUGGCACACUGUCACAAGCUAUAAAUAUAAAAUUGUUAUGAAUAUAUGUGCAGUAAAAAAGGUAUUUUUAUAUCCCCGUAUGCAGCAUUGCAUAAUAGAUACUGUAAAUACAU
Molecule: messenger RNA, 3030 nt
Organism: Nerophis lumbriciformis (worm pipefish)
Lineage: Eukaryota; Metazoa; Chordata; Actinopteri; Syngnathiformes; Syngnathidae
Gene: kif6
Product: kinesin family member 6
Biological process (GO): microtubule-based movement
Molecular function (GO): microtubule binding; microtubule motor activity; ATP binding
Source: RefSeq, a predicted model, not a curated record